AUGUUAAUAACAUUUGUAGUAGAUACAAGUGGCUCUAUGUCACAAAAAACUACUAAUGGUAUGACAUUGUUAGAUUGUUGUAAAGCAGCAAUUGAACAUUUUAUAAAAAUUAGAUCAAAAGAUGCAUCGAUGAGAAAUGAUAGAUUCUUUUUAAUCACAUCAGAAGAGAAUAGUUUAACAGCAGUAAAGAUUGGAUGGAAAGAUAAUUUCAAUACAUUUAUUCAAGAGGUUAAGAAUUUAGUGUGCAAAGAUAUGUCAAAUUUAGGGUUCUCCUUACAAAAAGCGUUUGACAAUUUAAAUUUAUUUCGAAUUCAAUCAUCAAUCGAUAACUAUGGUCAAGGUAGAAAUCCUUGGUUUAUAGAGCCUGCUAUUAUUGUAUUACUUACCGAUGGUAGCUCAUUAACAAAUAAUAUGAGUAUAGUUGAAAAUUUUACAUUACCAAAAAAUGUAUUAAACAAUGAUCCAACUAUUGAGCCCUUUAGAUGGGAUCAAAGAUUGUUUUCAAUUGUAUUAAAGUUUAAUGGUAUAUCAAGUAAUAAACAAACAUCAUUACCAUCAGAACCUGCUAUAGCACCAAUGUGCGAUGUUACAGGUGGAAUGUCAAGUUGCUACAAUUUCGAGCCAUUACCUUUACAACAACAACAAAAAAAUGGAACUUUACCAAAUGCACUACAUAAAAUGUUAUAUGUUAGAGGCCAAGGUGGUUUUUGGCCAAUACCAGAAAAUUAUUAUCCAGACUUAACAUCACUUUCACUACCAGCACGUACUGCUCACCCAAUUAUACGUUAUAGUAUUCUAGAAUGUGAUACCCAUAUUCCUGAAAAUUUUCCAUUUGACAAAUAUGAAUUGGAGCCUUGUUCUGUCACACAGUACCUUUUAACAAAUAAAAUUCAAUGUGUUCAUGUUUAUAUGUCAAAUAGUCAACAGGCGUCAGGUCAGGGUGAACCAUUUGGGUGUCUUCGUUUAAAUUCUGCAGGUAAUAGUUAUAAUCUUUUUAUAUUUCCCUAUAAUUAUCCAAGAUUAUGGGCAUUAUUGGAUGAUUUUAGUCAAUUUAAAACAGCACCACCAGCUAAAUGGAGACAAGAGUUUGAAAGUUAUUUAUUAUCCAUACCACCAUACUAUAUACACCCACUAAGAAAUGCAUUAAAAAGAUUCUGUCAAAUCAAUUUGGUUCCAGAUAACAUUGAUGCACAAUUUUCAAAUUUUAUUAACAACAUGAUCAAAAAAAUUAAAUCACAAUCAAUAUCCAAAACAGAGUCUGAACGUGUAAUAAACUCCAAACAGCAACAGCAGCAGCAACAACAGCAAUCAUUUCAGCAAUAUCAACAACAGCAACAGCAACAACAAAAGCAACAACAGGAGCAACAAAAAAAUAAACAUUCAAACCUUGGUAAAAGUUUUCACCAUAUUUUAGAUUCAGGCUAUUCCAGCGACAUUUUAUCAGAAUUAAUUCAACAAGAAACAGAAAACGAUAGCUCUGAGCUAUCACAAGAGCUUUCUGAGCAAUCAUCAUCUUCCUCAUCCAACAACCAAAGUAUAUUGCAAAGAAAUGUUUUUGAUAUAAAUAGAACUCAAUUAUUAAAUCAACUAGAUAAAAUGAAGGAUCAUAUAUUUAAGAAAAAGAUUCAAAAAGACGAAGCCAAGCAUCAUUUACCAAUAUCGCAAAUGGGCAAUUAUCACGAAACGAUAAGCAAGCGUGAAACACUAAGAGAUAUUGAUGACGAUAAAAAACCAAACACCCCUUUAUUUGGUAAUCCCUAUAGAAAAGAAAAAGGUCCAAGAUUUGCAAUGUCAAUUGAUGAAGCUGAUGAUACUGGUGGAAGCAAUCCCUUAUUUGAUGGUGACAAAUCAAAACAACCCAAUCAGAAUAAAAGAAGAAGAUUUUCUGGAAGGGCUUAUCCAACUCCAUUAUAUCCACCACAACAACAGCAAUCCCAACCACCAACACCACAACAACAACAAUCCCAACCACAACCUAUAUCGACCCAACCCACAACACCAAUUUCAACUAAAGAUAUUAACAAUCUACCAAUUAAUAGCUCGCCCCCAACAAAUAACUAUCAAAAUAAUAAUAUUACCACACCAACAAACGUUACCACAUCUCCACCAAUUAAUUCAGAACCAAUAUUAAUAACUGGUAGUAUUCCAGCACUUUCAAAUACCGGAGCUUCCACACAGCCACCUAUUCAAGCAUCACCAACCAAUCAUCUAUUACCCACCUCACCACGACCAUCAACAACAAAGACAACCAAUGAACUUUUACCAAAUCCAAGCAUAACUAUACCACCAACCCCAGCAACAAACGGUGCAUCGAAUAUCAAUGGAAAUAUAAAUACAACCCCAUUAACACCAAAAACAUCACCAUUAUCUCCAAUUUUCUUCGAAGUAUCUCAAAAUGAAAACAAUAUGAAUAUUAUUAAAUUUUGUACAUAA
Molecule: messenger RNA, 2433 nt
Organism: Dictyostelium purpureum
Lineage: Eukaryota; Evosea; Eumycetozoa; Dictyosteliales; Dictyosteliaceae
Exons: 3
Coding region: 1-2433 (810 amino acids)
Biological process (GO): snRNA 3'-end processing
Cellular component (GO): integrator complex
Source: RefSeq, a predicted model, not a curated record